AAGAACGAAACAAUCAAGUCAAACAAAUAAAAUAACACAAAUAAACAAAUCAAAUAACCACAGCCUUUCCAUCAUUCCAGGAGAGGGCACUGAGGAGGACGAGGACGAAGAAGGGGGCGGGGAGGAGAAGAAUAAUGAAUCAGGUCACCAUCACCACCACCACCACCAACACCACCAGACACUACAGCAGGACGAGGAGGAGGAGGAGAAGCAGAAGGAGCAGGAGGAGGAGGAAGCACAGCACGAGGGAGGCUUAGAGGAGCUUCAGCAGAUGGACCAGGAGGAGUCAGGACCGAGGAUAAUUUGGGGUCAGAGGGCCGAUACGGAUCCUGAUAUGGUGUACUUCGACCACGACAACCCAACGAACCUCACUGUGCUCGUGGGUCACCGUGCUAACCUGCCCUGUCGCGUCCUCAACCUCAACAACAACAAUAAGAAGAAUGUGAGUGAGGCUCAGCAGGUGUCGUGGAUCAGACAGCGGGACCUACACAUCCUCACCGUGGGCAUCUACACCUACACCGCCGACGACAGGUUCAAGGUGGUGCACGCGACGGAGAAUGACGAGUGGACGCUGGAGAUCAACCCGGUGGCCUUCAGGGACGCGGGGGUAUACGAGUGUCAGGUGUCGAGCAGUCCCAAGAUCUCCCUGCCUAUCAGCCUCAGUGUGGAAGCACAGAAGGCGCGGAUCGAGGGCCCGGCGGAGGUGUACAUCAAGAACGGCUCGACCAUCCGCCUCACCUGCCGCAUCAACACGCACUACGACAACGUGGGCGCCGUCAUCUGGUUCCGGGACACCCACAGACUCGACUACGACUCCCCCAGAGGCGGGGUGAGCAUUGAAAUCGAGAAGACGCCCACGCACACAACCUCCAAGCUCUUCAUCACGCCGGCGCUGCGAGGCGACUCCGGCAACUACACGUGCGGGCCGCAAUGUGCCGCGCCCGCCUCCGUCCUGGUGCUGGUGGUGAACGGGGAAGAGUCAGCCGCUGUGCACAAGGCGGGGUCAGCAGCGCCGCGACCUGACCCUCGCGUGCUGUGGUGCUGCCUGAUGCUGAUGCUGAUGCUGAUGAUGAUGCUGAGUGUGCCGCAGCAGCAAGAGAACGCCCGGUGACCCCCCCCUGCGGUACACCAGUUUGAGCACAGGUAGAAUGAGAUGAAGAAGAAGAAGAAGAAGAAGAAGAAGAAGAAGAAGAAGAAGAAGAAGAAGAAGAAGAAGAAGAAGAAGAAGAAGAAGAAGAAGAAGAAGAAGAAGAAGAAGAAGACGAACGAAAAACCGACUUUGUCCUACAUAUUUUUCCUUCCUUCCUUUAGUCACUCCUCCUCCUCCUCCUUCUUCUGUUCCUCCUCUUCCUCCUCCUCUUCCUCAUCUACUUAAUCAAGCCGUCACCAGGGGAACGAUGAGCAAAACAAGGCCAUCCUCCUCCUCCUCCUCCUCCUUCUCCUACUCCUCCUGCUCCCCCUCCUCCUCUCCAUUAUUGUCACCACCACCUCCACCACAUUCGGGAUCUCCACCACCUCCUCCACCAGCAUCUUGGACUCCACGAAGAUUCUCCACCACCACCACCACCACCACCACCGCCGUCAACACCACUGCAGUUAUUCUUAAGAUGUAUUUUCGCCUUCAUCCUACUCACUACACACACACACACACACACACACACACACACGUACACACACCAUGAGCUUUGAGUUAUGAUAUCUUGCUCCUCCUCCUCCUCCUACUCCUACUCCUCAUUUUCUUUGCACUUCUUCUCUUUAAUUCUUCCAACAUCUCUUGCUAUAGUUUCUCCUCAUCCUUCUCCUCUUCUUCUACUUCAAUUUCUUCUUCUUCUUCUUCUUCUUCUUCUUCUUCUUCUUCUUCUUCUUCUUCUUCUUCUUCUUCUUCUUCUUCUUCUUUCUCCUACUACUACUACUACUGCUAUUUCUCCUCCUCCUUUUCCUCUUCCAUAUGCUACAACGACAAACACACACACGCACAAACACACGCAAAAAACAAAACAAUAGAACCCGAAAACAAUUUAUCUCCCGUAACAAAAGAAAGCUCUCCCCAACGCACAUCUUCCUUCCUCUUCCCUUCCUUCCUUCCUCUCUCUCCUCCUUCCCUCCUCCCCCUCUUUUUCUCUCUCUCUCAUCCAUCACCCACACCCACACCUGUCAAGCCUAAAUCUGUUCCUCACACCUGUCUCACACCACACACACCUGUCAACCCCCUUCCCCCCCUUCCCCCUCCACCCACCCCUCCACCUGCCCACCUCCUCCUCCUCACCUUGCUCCGCCACCUUUAAUUAAAUUCUCCAUUACGUGAGUCUCAUUUUUAAUUAACGUUCUGUAAUUUUUUUUAGUGAGUGUGUGCGAAUAUGAGAUUGUUUUUGUUUUGUUUAGUUUUUUCUUUGUCAUUUUUAUUCUUUUGGACAGGUUUAUCAUCAGGUGUGUGUGUGUGUGUGUGUGUGUGUGUGUGUUAUACGUGGAUAUAUAUACUUAUAUGGGUUGAUUUAUGUUUUUUUGUUUGUUUGUUUGUUGUUUUGUUCUGAGAUUUUCUUUGUAUUUGUUUUUGUUUUCUGAUGUUUUAUUUUUAGUCAAAGUCUUAUGAUGAUAAAUCUUAACUUAUCUCUCUUUCUUUCUUUCUUUCUUUCUUUCUUUCUUUCUUUCUUUGCUUACUUCAUCCUUUCUUUCUUUUCUCUCUUUUUUUCAUUGUUUCUUUCUUUAAUCUCUCUUUUUUUUCUCUUUGUCCUUCCUUCCAUCCUUUUUUCAGUCUCUCUCUCUCUCUCUCUCUCUCUCUCUCUCUCUCUCUCUCUCUCUCUCUCUCUCUCUCUCUCUCUCUCUCUCUCUCUCUCUCUCUCUCUCUCUCUCUCCUUCCUCCUUCUUCUUUAGUCUCGGUUCUCAAUUAGUUUUCUUCCCUCUCGAGUUGUCGGCAAGCUGUUUUCUCGUCGGCGUAUAUUUUGACGCGCCACGUCGAGUCAAGAAACAUAUCAUUGCAAAAUAUUACCGUGAAAACAGUUUGCAGAGAGCGAGUUAAGUGGCCUGAUUCAUGUGGGAAUGUAUAAUGUAUAACCUGAGGGAGCGGACACACACACACACACACACACACACACACACACACACACACACACACACACACACACACACACACACAAGACGCCUCUCCACCCGAAAUUGACUGAUCACUCUUAUGGUCACUCAUUUAUACUUUCUUUUUUUUAUCCCAAUUUGUUUUUGCCCUUGAGAUGUUACACACCCACACCACCUUCCCCAAACACGAACAUACAAGCACUUCUUUCUCUCUUGUUUUCCUCUCUUUUCAAUCC
Eriocheir sinensis (Chinese mitten crab) is the source of this 3305-nucleotide messenger RNA. RefSeq lists its product as uncharacterized. Gene Ontology annotation, biological process: synapse organization. NCBI's taxonomy places the organism in Eukaryota, Metazoa, Arthropoda, Malacostraca, Decapoda, Varunidae. Bases 272 to 1111 code for a protein of 279 amino acids. Gene Ontology annotation, cellular component: neuron projection membrane. The transcript is spliced from 7 exons. The record is from RefSeq and is a predicted model, not a curated record.